Messenger RNA from Eucalyptus grandis, 1621 nucleotides. Its product is annotated as triose phosphate/phosphate translocator, non-green plastid, chloroplastic. The coding region runs from base 5 to 1417 and encodes 470 amino acids. Gene Ontology annotation, cellular component: Golgi apparatus; membrane. Gene Ontology annotation, molecular function: antiporter activity. The record is from RefSeq and is a predicted model, not a curated record. NCBI's taxonomy places the organism in Eukaryota, Viridiplantae, Streptophyta, Magnoliopsida, Myrtales, Myrtaceae. The transcript is spliced from 9 exons. Gene Ontology annotation, biological process: transmembrane transport.
AUUCAUGGCGGCUUGCUUGGCAAACACGAGCGCCUCAACGCCCUGCGCAUAUCCCCCAAAAACGACAAAGAAUCACCAGCGAAUAAAGGGCAAGCCUGAAUAUUCCGCAUUUUCCAUUUCUGUCACCACCUCUCUCUCUCUCUCGAUCGAAAUGCAGAGCACGGCGUUCCGCCUCUCUCCUCCGCUCCCCUCCCUCCGGUCGCCGUCGCUUCACAGCCGCCGCUCCGGCGCCGGUUACGAUGCCGUCCGCGCCUCCGCCGUCGCCGGCUCUCCCGAUGACGUCCCUCCCGGCCUCGCCGCUCGUUGUUUCCCGCCCCGACGCUGGUCCUCCGUCUCUCCUUCCUCCUCCUCCUCGUCUUCGAGGCUCAGGCCGUGGAGCGGCGUGGGCGGUUUCGGUUGCGAACGUGAGGCGAGGAGUCGUUCUCGCGAGGCUCGGGCGACGUCGGUCCCGGAAGCCGCCGGCGACGGCGAGAAGUCCGGGAGCGUGGCGAGGACGUUGGAGCUCGGGCUGUUGUUUGGGUUCUGGUAUCUCUUCAACAUCUACUUCAACAUCUAUAAUAAGCAGGUUCUAAAGGUUUACCACUACCCAGCAACCGUCACUAUGGUUCAAUUUGCUGUGGGGUCUGUCCUUGUUCUGUUCAUGUGGACAUUUAAUCUCUACAAAAGGCCAAACGUCAGUCGUUCACAGCUUGUGGCAAUUGUCCCCCUGGCAGUGGUACACACGUUGGGUAAUCUCUUCACUAACAUGAGUCUUGGAAAAGUAGCUGUUUCCUUCACUCAUACAAUCAAGGCCAUGGAGCCCUUCUUCUCGGUUAUUCUCUCUGCAAUGUUUCUGGCAGAGAUACCAACUCUCUGGGUUGUUGGUUCCCUGGUACCAAUUGUUGGUGGAGUUGCAUUAGCAUCCUUGACUGAGGCUUCUUUUAACUGGGUGGGGUUUUGGAGUGCAAUGGCUUCAAAUCUGAGUAAUCAGUCUCGAAAUGUUCUUAGCAAAAAGGUCAUGGUCAAAAAAGAGGAAUCAAUGGACAACAUCACUCUCUUCUCAAUUAUAACAAUCAUGUCGUUUAUUAUACAAUUCCCUGCGACAUGUUACUUGGAAGGUUUCAAAUUUACUCCUGGCUACUUUGAAUUGGCCGCUAAGAGUGGAUUAAAUGUUAAACAAGUAUUGGUCAGGUCUUUACUGGCUGCCCUUUGCUUCCAUGCUUAUCAGCAAGUCUCCUACAUGAUUUUACAGAGAGUAUCUCCUGUCAGCCAUUCUGUUGGUAAUUGUGUGAAACGAGUUGUGGUCAUUGUCAGUUCUGUUCUUUUCUUCCGAACACCGGUUUCCCCCAUCAAUUCUAUAGGUACCGGCAUUGCCCUCGCUGGGGUUUUCCUUUACUCCAGAGUGAAGAAAAUUAAACCGAAGCCAAAGAUGGCAUGAAAUCAGUUUGGGAAACGCUGUUAGCUUAGAUCUGGAAUUUAGAUAUGCUUUAUCUCAUACAAGCAGCAAUCGAUUUGCUUGUAGGUCUGGCAGAAUUUGCCAUUUGCUUUUACUUUGCACGAGGUUUAUUCUUUUGCAAAACUCAAUAAUUGUAUCCCGAUUGAUUGGCAAUGGCAAGGCCCCAUAAGUUCUCCAUCUUUUCCA